UGCGCAGCUGCACCUGGCGAGCACCCAUCUGCAUCACCUGGGCCCGCCGCACCGCACCGCCGAGCCAGUCCUCGCCCCUCGACCUUUCCCCCACCUCCACUCUCCCACCUCUUCGCUCUCGGCUACGUCUACCGUUCGCCCUCGCCCACCUGUCGACCCGCAAGAACCCGCACUACCUCCAUCUAGCAUGUCUGCACCGCCUGACCUCAAGUCGCUCAACGCGGCGACCAUGUACGACCUCUCGGGCGUCGUCGCUGUCGUCACCGGUGGCUCAUCUGGAAUCGGCCUCAUGAUGGCCUCGACUUUGCUCGCCAACCACGCUCGCGUCUACAUUGUCGACCUCGACGAGCGCAAGACGCAGGACAUUGCGGCCCGCUAUUCGCGGCUCGCCUCGGAGAGUGGCUCUCGCGGCAAGAUGGUCGGUAUCCAGGGCGACUGUGGCUCCAAAGCCGGCGCCGAGCGCAUCGUCGCCGCCCUCGCCGACAAGGAGGACUACGUGACCUGCCUCUUCAACAACGCCGGCGUCAUGGGCGACAAGGUCGACGCGCCCAAGGAGGCGACAGCCGAGGCGUUCAAGGAAGCCUACUUCAAGCUCGCCGACGACAGCUUCCAGAGCACCCUCGCCGUCAACUCCUUCGGCCCUUACUUCCUCUCGAUCGCGUUCCUCCCGCUCUUGUGCGCCUCGAAGAGCAAGGCGCCGUACGGCGACCGCUUCCAGCCGCAGAUCAUCAACACGUCGUCCAUGAACGGCUGGACCAAGGACCCGGCGACCGGCGGGUCGGGCUACCCUUACCUUCUUUCCAAAGCCGCCAUCGCCCACAUGACGUCGCUCCUCGCAUACGACCUGAUCCCGCUCGGCGUGCGCGUCAACCAGAUCGCGCCUGGGUGGGUCGUGACGGGCAUGAGCGCGCCGGGCACCGUCGACGAGUGGGGCGUGUCGAGCAAGCAAGGCAUGUCGUCGGACGAGUUUGGCUUCAAGACGCCGGUCGGCGGCAGCGGCUCGGCAAAGGACUUUGGUUCGACCGCGCUCAACCUCGUCGUCAACCGCUUCAUCAACGGCGAGUCGAUCCUCGUCGACGGCGGCACGCUCCUCGUGCACCCGAGCAAGUACUAGCGAGUCCUCUCUCUGAUUCCUCUCGGCGAGCGAGCGAACGAGGACUGUGUAGACGAGACUGAGAAAGUGCGAGUUUGCUGUGCGUGUUGCAGAGGCAAGAGUGCUCAAAAGAGCGAGAGAGGGACAGUGUGUGCGAGAGAGCGCAGAGACG
Rhodotorula graminis WP1 is the source of this 1265-nucleotide messenger RNA. RefSeq lists its product as uncharacterized. Lineage: Eukaryota; Fungi; Basidiomycota; Microbotryomycetes; Sporidiobolales; Sporidiobolaceae. The record is from RefSeq and is a predicted model, not a curated record. Bases 188 to 1114 code for a protein of 308 amino acids. The transcript has 6 exons.